Messenger RNA from Cebus imitator (Panamanian white-faced capuchin), 4925 nucleotides. RefSeq names its product germ cell-less 1, spermatogenesis associated (gene GMCL1). The record is from RefSeq and is a predicted model, not a curated record. Gene Ontology annotation, biological process: germ cell development. The transcript is spliced from 14 exons. NCBI's taxonomy places the organism in Eukaryota, Metazoa, Chordata, Mammalia, Primates, Cebidae. Bases 281 to 1858 code for a protein of 525 amino acids. Gene Ontology annotation, cellular component: nucleus. Gene Ontology annotation, molecular function: protein binding.
GCAUGCGCCUUCCUGCCCGCGCUUUGUUGCGAAAGUGAGGGGGCGAGCUCCCGCGGUGCGGGCGUGCAGCGCGGCUAGACGCUGCGGGCAGGGCGGAGGAUGCAGGCGGUAGCGUCCGCUGCAACGGUUGGGGCUGCGCGUGAGAACGUGGCGGUAUAGGCACCUGCACUCUGGGAAGGCUGGCGGCGGCAGCAGCGGCGGCGGCGGCGGCGGCGGCGGCCGGGCCAUGGCGGGAGACCCCCUUCUCUGGGCUCCCUGAAGUCCCGGGGAGCCGUGACCCAUGGGAUCGUUGAGCAGCCGGGUGCUGCGCCAGCCGAGGCGAACCCUUGCCGAGCAGGAGCAGGGUGCCAGAGUGGGGGGCUCGGCCCGGAGGCCGGACACUGGAGACGAUGCUGCGGGCCACGGCUUCUGUUACUGCCCGGGUAGCCACAAGCGCAAGCGGAGCAGCGGGGCCUUCUGCCACUGUCACCCAGACUCGGAGACGGACGAGGAGGAGGAGGGGGACGAGCAGCAGCGGCUCCUCAACACCCCUCGAAGGAAAAAAUUAAAGAGUACAUCCAAAUAUAUUUAUCAAACAUUAUUUCUGAAUGGUGAAAACAGUGACAUUAAGAUUUGUGCUCUAGGAGAAGAAUGGAGCUUACACAAAAUAUAUUUAUGUCAAUCUGGCUACUUUUCUAGUAUGUUCAGUGGUUCUUGGAAAGAAUCCAGCAUGAAUAUUAUUGAACUAGAGAUUCCUGACCAGAACAUUGAUAUAGAAGCACUGCAGGUUGCAUUUGGUUCACUGUAUCGAGAUGAUGUCUUGAUAAAGCCCAGUCGAGUUGUUGCCAUUUUGGCAGCAGCUUGUAUGCUACAGUUGGAUGGUUUAAUACAGCAGUGUGGUGAGACAAUGAAGGAAACAAUUAAUGUGAAAACUGUAUGUGGCUAUUACACAUCAGCAGGGACCUAUGGAUUAGAUUCUGUAAAGAAAAAGUGCCUUGAAUGGCUUCUAAACAAUUUGAUGACUCACCAGAAUGUUGAACUUUUUAAAGAACUCAGUAUAAAUGUCAUGAAACAGCUCAUUGGUUCCUCUAACUUAUUUGUGAUGCAAGUCGAGAUGGAUGUAUACACUGCUCUAAAAAAGUGGAUGUUCCUUCAACUUGUGCCUUCUUGGAAUGGAUCUUUAAAACAACUUUUAACAGAAACAGAUGUCUGGUUUUCUAAACAGAGAAAAGAUUUUGAAGGUAUAUCCUUUCUUGAAACUGAACAAGGAAAACCAUUUGUGUCAGUAUUCAGACAUUUAAGGUUACAAUAUAUUAUCAGUGACCUGGCUUCUGCAAGAAUUAUUGAACAAGAUGCUAUAGUACCUUCAGAAUGGCUAUCUUCUGUGUAUAAACAGCAGUGGUUUGCAAUGCUUCGGGCAGAACAAGACAGUGAGGUGGGGCCUCAAGAAAUCAAUAAAGAAGAACUAGAGGGAAAUAGCAUGAGGUGUGGUAGAAAGCUUGCCAAAGAUGGUGAAUACUGCUGGCGUUGGACGGGUUUUAACUUCGGCUUCGACCUACUUGUAACGUACACCAAUCGAUAUGUCAUUUUCAAACGCAAUACGCUGAAUCAGCCAUGUAGCGGAUCUGUCAGUUUACAACCUCGAAGGAGCAUAGCAUUUAGAUUACGUUUGGCUUCUUUUGAUAGUAGUGGAAAACUGACAUGUAGUAGAACAACUGGCUAUCAAAUACUUACACUUGAAAAAGAUCAGGAACAAGUGGUGAUGAACUUGGACAGCAGGCUUCUGAUCUUCCCUUUAUAUAUCUGCUGUAACUUCUUGUAUAUAUCGCCAGAAAAAAGAAUUGAAAAUAAUCAUCACCCAGAAAAUGCAGAAAACUGAAGAUCUCAUCAGUUGGAAACAUUAGCACUUUGAAAACUUUUUAGGCCAGCUUUAAUUUAAUGGCCCUACUGAUAUUCACAUCUAAGGUGACUAACAAUGACAAAGGCCUUACAAACUGUACGGACAAUACAGAAGAUUAUUCUUAUCCUCAGUGCGUUUCUAUGCAUAUAUGAAAAAACAUUUUAAAGCCAAGAAAAUAUCUGUCAAACUGUUUCUGUUAGAAAGACGUCAACUCACGCUUUUAAUUUAGCAUCAGUAGAAAAUUGCUGUAGGUAAAUCUCACGUUUAUCUGCAAUAACAUAUAGAUUUAAUUUUUAGCUUAAACUUUGUUUCUACCUUAUGUUAGUGGACCUCAGUUACCCAUCUGUAAAUUUAUUUUUAUUUGGCUAAAAUAAUCUAAAAGAAUAAUUUGGAUGGCCAAUUAGAAAUGCUCUUUUCAGUUGGUGCAUUUAAAGCUUUCCUUUAAUGUUUUCACCUGCUCAUUAUGAUUCCUCCUUUUAGUCUAAUAUCUUUCCAGUCCAUACUUGUUUUUAAUCAUUAAAUACUUUCUUCCUGGUUUUGGAAACUAAGCUGAGAAACUUUGUUUAAACUUAAGCAUUGUCAUGCUAUUUUUUUAAAUUUGGCUGUCCUAGGAUUUUAAGAACAAUGAAAGGUAGCUUCAUACCUUCAAAUGACAUUGAAUGAGGGAAAAAUCCAUUUGAUUCCAAGGAUAUUUCUUGCCUUACAUGGUCUUUUCUUUGACAGUCUGUACACCUUUAUUAUUAGGUUUUGAAUUAUUUAUGUACCAGAUAUUAUAGUUUUAAACAUUUUAAUAUUCUCUGAUCUUUAGAAUUAUUUAUGUCCAAAUUUUAGUUGGGAACUUUGUUUCCUGUUUAAGCUCAGGACUUUAUACCCUCUGAAUUGAGUGCCUUUGAGUUACACAUGCUAAUAGAAAUUUCAUAGUAAAUGUAAAUAAGGUCAGAGGUUCUAAUAUAGAAGUUCAAUGAAGCAUUAAUGUAAAAAUGGAACUUAUUUUUGUCAAAAAUGAGAUGUACACUUGUCAGAUUUAUAUAUUUUGACCUUUUGUGUUAACUGUUUUGAAAAUAGCCAUGUUCAUUUUCUUUCCAGUUAGAGUAAGUACUUCUGUGGUUAAUGUAUAGUUUUACUAUGGCUUUUAAUAUAGGAAUCAUUUUUAUGUAUCUGUGCAAAUAAUAAAUGCCCAUUUGGAAAAACAAUAAAUAAUCUCUUAUAUAAAAUGGACCAAACCCCCCCCUUAAUUGAAACCAAAAUUUUUUUUCUUUCUAGUUAGAUUUUUUUCCAACUCCUUUUAACUUUUGGAAUCUAUUAAGAAUUUUCUUCUUCCUUAAUGAUAUGUCCAUAGGUUCAUAAAUUGCUUUUCUUUUAAAAUUCAUCCACUUGGUUUAACUUAAAGGAAACUUGUAAAUGCCUCACCCAUGACCUCCAGAGCUGGAAUUUAAAUGUUUCUAAUACAGUGAUUUGGCCAUUAUCAAGAGGUUACAUUUCAGCUGGGCAUCAGCUGGGUGUGGUGGCUCACACCUGUAAGCCCAGCACUUUGGGAGGCCGAGGAAGAAGGAUCAUUUGAGGUCAGGAGUUUAAGACCACCCAUGACCAACCUCGUGAAGCCCCAUCUCUACAAAAAAAUACAAAAUAAAAAUUAGCCAGGUAUAGUGGCACAAGCCUGUAAUCUCAGCUACUCAGGAGGCUGAGGUAGGAGAAUCACUUGAACCCGGGAGGGAGGCAAAGGUUGCAGUGUGCAGAGAUCAUGCCGUUGCACUCCAACCUGGGCAACAGAGCGAGACUCCAUCUCAAAAAAAAGAAGAGGUUACAUUCCUUAUUUUUAUAUUUGGCUAUAUUAGGUCUCUUUCACUGGAAGCUGUUGUUUUCUUUCUGUCUCAUUACUGUGUAAGAGGUUCCUUACCCUUUCUUUAUAUAUUGAAAAAUAUGUAAAUGCCAAGCUUAAAUUAUUUGGAUAAUUUUUUGCAAAUCUUGGAAGUAAAGAUAAUGUUUGAGUAUAUUAAUGAAUAAAAUUAACUGUUUCAUUUCACUUAUAUAAGUUAACUGGCCAAAUUGGAGUUGUAUGUGGUUUCAUCCAAUGGUUCUGUCGUGGCCAAGUUGCUUAUGUCAUCCAUAGACAGGAUAAUUCUUUCUUCAAUCACAAGUAGGUUAAUGUUCUUAUUUGAGAAGUUGAUAAUUGUCAGCUAGUAAUUCACAUUGAUAGUAAAGAUGUCCUUUUGUUUUCUUACCAAAUACUUUGACGUGUUUGCAUAGUUUGUUCUUUCAAUAGAAAUAUUUUCAAUAAAGUGUUAAUAGUGUAAGCUAAAGUAUUGUAUAAACUAUGGUUUAUGAAUCUUUGCAUUGUGUCAGCUUUUGUCUUGCAGCCUCUACUGUUUUUUAUUCUAGGGCUAGAAAAAACAAUAUUUACAUUUUAAGCAUUAUUUGUGUCUGUCUAUCAGUAAGGAAGAAGUCUUUAAGAAAAUAUGUCCUAGAAUUUCACACUAAGGUAUUAAGGGAUAUGAAUACCUUUCCUUUAAAAAAAAAAAAAAAAAAAAGUGGCUUGGCAUGAAACUUACCAAGAUAGGCAAAAUCAUGUGGAGAACAGUGGUAGUCACUGUUUUGUUUUGUUUUUUUAAACCAAGUGUUUCACAGCUAACAUUUUAUCUCAUUUUAAGUCUUUGAAUAGGAUUACUGUCAUAUGUGGACAACUUUCAAUGUCAAAUGCAAAAAUAGGGUUACUGAAGAUCACUGUGGCCACUUAAGUGUAAGUUAAUUAAAAUUUUUAAAAAAUUAAAAUGUACUCCCUCAGUCACACUAGCCACACUGUAAGUGCUCAGUAACUCAUGUAGCUGGUGGCUGCCAUACUGGACAGUACAAAUACAGUAUAUUUCCAUUGCAGAAAGUUCUGAUAGCUGAUGUAGAAUAUUGGACUAGUAAUGGUUAAACUGUUUAAGACGAACCUGUGUAAAGAAUAGAAAAUAUUAGAGCCAGGGGUACAAAUGAUAAGCAUAGAUGACUUGUCAAUCACCUGAAAUAUGUUCAAGCAGUAUGGACCCAGUCAUGUGACUGGAUU